AGUUCAAAUAUAUACUCAAAGGAUCAUUGCUGGAUUUAAUUAAAUUUGGAAUAAAAUCUAUAUAAGACAGUAUUGCAGUUGACAAAAAAAAAAAUUCUACAAAAUGGGACAAAUGGAACAGAAUAGAAAAAAGCUUGCAGUUUUAUUUGCACUGCUGUUGGGAAGCCAAUUAUGUAUAGCGCAAACUGGCUACAACUAUCCCAGGCCGGAUGUUGCUCUUGGCAAUACAGCUCCCGCCAUACCAAGUACAUCGAGUGGAAGUUCAGUUCGACCAUCAGUUGGAUUUCAAACAGCACCCUCAACAGGGUCUGGUUUUUCUCCUAGCCCUAAUUAUGGCGGAACCGUAGGUCCAACUGCCCCAUCAUUUGGUUUUUCAACACCUCAAAGGCCUGGAUCAGCUUUUGGAGGAACUGGCACCGGCUUCGGAGGUAGCCGUUCGUCUUCUGAUAUAACUACAACUGGUUUUCCAAAUACCAGUGGAAUAGGCAAGCGUCCUACCAUUCCAUCACGUUCUAGUGGAAUCUAUGGCACUGGAUCAACUGGUCUUGGAUCUCAACAACAAUAUUCAGGCGGUGGUGAUCAAUUUGAAGGAGAUUACUCAGCAAUUCCUGGUGAGCCUGGAGUCAACUAUCCUGUUUAUGCAGAAGUUCCACCAACAUCAUUUGACUGCAACCAACAGCAAUAUCCUGGAUAUUAUUCCGAUGUGGAAGCUCAAUGUCAAGUCUUUCACAUUUGUGCUCUUAAUCGUACUUACUCAUUUCUUUGCCCCAAUGGAACUAUUUUCAGCCAAGAGACACUCGUUUGUGUUUGGUGGAAUAUGUUUGAUUGUUCUUCAGCUCCUGGUCUCUAUGCAAAUAACGCUUUCAUUUAUGAUUACCUACAGCCAACAGAGGCUCGUCCAACUACAGGUGGAUCAUAUCCUGGUGGUGGAUUAUCCAGUCAGAAUCGACAACAAAGUGGCUUCCAGGGCAGUGGUAGAACAACUGGCACUGGAGGAGGUGGAGUAUUCUCUGGAAAUGUUCGACCCACUGUACCAAAUGCUUCAUUUGGUGGCGUUACAAGUGGUGUAACUCCUGUUGGAACUACGGCAUUUCCCAGCGGUGCCACUGGAACCGGUCGAUUUUCAGGUGCAGCUAAUGCGCCCACUGCUGGAGCCUUUCCGACAGGCCCGCCUGCAACAGCACCAGCCUUCGGAACAACAAUUCGCACCGGAUUCUCGCCGAUUCAAGAUGCGACGUUCCCAUCUUCACAGGUUUCUCCAACAACUGCUAACCGAGAAUACUUGCCACCAAGACGACCUUAGAACACUUAAACGCAUGAUUGAUCACCUUAGUUUGGAUUAGUGCACAAAACCCACCACAUUAUAAUACAAACGAUAUAAAAGUAAUUUUAGUUAUGUAAGAUUUUGAUUACAAUGUAAAAUC
Episyrphus balteatus (marmalade hoverfly) is the source of this 1424-nucleotide messenger RNA. RefSeq lists its product as uncharacterized. Lineage: Eukaryota; Metazoa; Arthropoda; Insecta; Diptera; Syrphidae. The transcript is spliced from 3 exons. Gene Ontology annotation, cellular component: extracellular region. Gene Ontology annotation, molecular function: chitin binding. Bases 104 to 1303 code for a protein of 399 amino acids. The record is from RefSeq and is a predicted model, not a curated record.